Messenger RNA from Amphiprion ocellaris (clown anemonefish), 6251 nucleotides. RefSeq names its product astrotactin-2. NCBI's taxonomy places the organism in Eukaryota, Metazoa, Chordata, Actinopteri, Pomacentridae. The record is from RefSeq and is a predicted model, not a curated record. Gene Ontology annotation, molecular function: protein binding. The transcript is spliced from 23 exons. Gene Ontology annotation, biological process: neuron migration; neuron cell-cell adhesion. The coding region runs from base 156 to 4277 and encodes 1373 amino acids.
CGUGCGGCGGAGCCGAGGAGGGAUGCCAUCCUCCUCACUACACCUGUGCUGCCGCCUCCUGGACGGACGCGACUCCUUUGCAGCGACUGUACUAUAAGUGAACGGACAGCUUAUGAGCCCCACUCAAAGCGAGAGAACCACACGCGAGGAGCGGGAUGGCGAAGAUACGAGCGCUGCACCUCCGCGUCCUUCUCUCGGCUCUGCUCCUGGUCGCCGGCCCCGCGUCGGUGCGGGCGAACCGAGGGGCGACGUCGCUCCAGGACGAGGAGAGGGACAAGGAGAGCGACGCGGAGACGCCAUGUGAGGUGAAAACCGUCACCGUCUCCACGCUGCCCGUGCUCCGCGAGAACGAGUUCAGCUUCACCGGCGGAGCCUCGGGGAACGUGGCCGGUGGUGGAGGAGACGGAGGAGGGGGUGCUGCCGCUGCCGCUGGAGCAGGUGGUGGUGCUGGUGGAGGAGGAACUGGAGGAGGAACUGGAGGAGGAGGAGCAGGAGGAGGGGGGGAAUCUAGACUCCUGUUAUUCGUUAGAACAGACCUACCUGGGCGAAUUUCCGUAAUGGAUGAUCUUGACAACACAGCUCUCCCCUACUUCACUCUCGAGAUGUCAGGGACGGGAGAAGAUAUUUCACAGGUGCACUGGAAGCAGCAGUGGUUGGAAAAUGGGACUCUGUACUUCCACGUGUCCAUGACCGAGUCUGAGCUUCUAGCACAGACGACACAACCCACGGCUAGAGAGCCUGCUCAUGUCCUGCAUGAACACAUGCAUCUGCUGCACAUCUCAGUUAUGGGAGGCCUCAUCGCCCUCCUCCUCCUGAUCCUCCUCUUCACCCUCGUCCUCUACACCCGCCACCGAUGGUGCAAGCGUCGCCGCAUCCCACAAAAGAGCGCCAGCACCGAGGCCACCCACGAGAUCCACUACAUCCCCUCCGUUCUGCUCGGACCGCAGGGCCGCGACAGCUACCGGGGUUCCAGAAACACCCACCAGCACAGCAGCUCUGUCAUUGGAAUGCCCAUCCGGGAGACCCCAAUACUCGAUGACUAUGACUGUGAUGAAGACGACCAAUGUGGACAUUCACUGAACUCCACACCCAACCAGCUCCACAACAAGCUGAGCGAUGGGAAAGUCCUGGAUGACUAUGGAGUCAACAUCAGCAUCGGAGGACAUGCGGACAUGAUGUGCAAGGAGGACGAUACUAAGCAUAAUUUUGAAAAACGAGCCAUUGACCCAAACACAGAGUCAGUGGAGGAUUUGAUGCAGAGGUUCCAGGACGGUUUCCGUGUUCCGACGCCAACAGACAUGUCUCACUACCAGCAUGUCAUGCACAGCUCAUCGACAGGCCGCCGGAGGGUCCCCAGCCACACCAGAGCAACCGGAGGUGUGUUCGGUCCUCAAGGAGAAUCAGGGUCGGAGCCCGAAGACGACAACCAAAUGAAGUUUUACACAGAGCAGCACAGAGGACGAAGACGCAGCAAAGGCCACCCACACAGUCCUCUAAAUAAGGUCACCCUGACGCUGAUUACCAUCAGCACAUGUGUCAUUGCCAUUGUCUAUGCGACGCAGGAUUCCUGCCCCCUCACUGUCAAGGUUACCCUCCAUGUGCCUGAGCAUUUUGUCGCGGAUGGAAGUAGCUUUGUGGUGAGCAUGGGCAGUUUCCUGGAUGUUUCUAAUUGGCUAAAUCCAGCCAAGCUGACUCUCUACUAUCAGACCAAUUCAUCCACACAGUGGGUCCGAGACUACUGUGGCCAGAGGACCACUGAGCCCUGCGAACAGAUUUGUGACCAGGAUACAGGAGAAUGCAGCUGUCAUGAGGGUUAUUCCCCUGAUCCUGUCUAUAAACACCUCUGCGUUCGCAGCGACUGGGGUCGCAACGAAGGUCCUUGGCCAUAUGCUAACUUGGAGAAAGGCUAUGACCUAGUUACAGGAGAGCAGGCCCCAGAGAGGAUCUUCAGAUCAUUCUACAGUCUGGGCCAAGGAUUGUGGCUGCCAGUCAGCAAAAGCUUUGUCGUGCCACCAGUGGAGCUGUCAAUCAACCCCAUUGCCAGCUGCAAGACGGACGUGUUGGUUACCGAAGAUCCAGGGGAGGUCAGAGAGGAGGCCAUGAUGUCGACAUAUUUCGAGACAGUAGAGGACCUGCUGGCUUCUUUCGGGCCUGUCCGUGACUGCUCCAAAGAUAACGGUGGCUGCAAGAAGAAUUUCAAGUGCGUGUCUGAUCGACAGUUAGAAUCAUCCGGCUGCAUGUGUCCUGAGGGGCUGAGGCCAAUGAAGGAUGGCUCAGGUUGCUAUGACUACUCCAGGGGCAUUGACUGCACGGAUGGCUUCAAUGGAGGCUGUGAACAGCUGUGUCUCCAGCAGCUCGUGCCUCUUGAAGAUGACCCCGGUUCUAGCAAUGUGCUCAUGUUUUGCGGGUGUGUGCAGGAGUAUAAGUUGGCUGGAGACGGGCGCUCCUGCCUCCUGCAGUCAGACAACUGUGAGGGACCAAAGUGCCCAAGGCAGGAUGUCCGCUUCAAUGACACCCUGUUUGGUGAGAUGCUGCAUGGAUACAACAACAAAACCCUGCAAGUCAACUUGGGACAGAUUUUCCAAAUGACCUUCAGGGACAACAACUUCAUUAAGGACUUUCCCCAGCUAGCUGAUGGUCUCAUGGUCAUCCCCUUACCGGUGGAGGAACAGUGUCGAGGGGUUUUGUCAGAACCGCUGCCCAACCUGCAGCUCCUCACAGGUGAUGCCCAGUUCAGUGAGGCGGUGGGAUAUCCCAUGGUGCAACAGUGGAGAGUACGCAGCAAUCUGUACAAAGUCAAACUCAGCUCCAUUACCUUAUCUGUAGGCUUUUCCAAGGUGUUAAAAACGCUGUCGGCGGAGAGCACGCGUGAGGAGCUGCUCACUUUUCUCCAGCAAUACGGCAGCCAUUACGUGUCCGAGGCCCUGUAUGGCUCUGAGCUCAGCUGCAGCAUCUAUUUCCCCAGCAAGAAGGCCCAGCAGCAGCUCUGGCUGCAGUACCAGAAAGAGGCAACAGACCAGGGAGUUGGUGGAGGUGGGCGGCGUGAGCUGAAGUCAGUCCCCUUCAUCAGCUACCUGUCGGCACUGCAGAAGAGCCAGCUGUUGUCUGAUGACAUGGUGAAUGGCGUGGAGAUCCGCUGCGAGGAGAAGGGCAGCUGUCCAGCUGGCUGCCACCUGUGCCAUCACCAGGCCAUGAUGGGGGGAGUGUCAGGCAGAGGCCACAGUGGUAACAGCAGGAGUGGAGAACAGCCUUCCCCCAUCCCUGUUCUGCUGGAAGUCAGCCGCGUCGUGCCCCUUUACAGCCUGGUCCAAGACAACGUCACCAAAGAGGCCUUCAAGAGCGCCACAAUGAGCUCAUACUGGUGUGCUGGAAAGGGCGAUGUCAUUGAUAACUGGUGUCGCUGUGACCUGAGUGCCUUCAGCAAAGAUGGCCUGCCUAACUGCAGUCCCCUCAGGCAGCCAAUUUUGCGUCUAGCCCCUUACCUGGAGCCCUCGAGCACAAUGGUGGCCCUGGAGUGGAUGGAUGUGGAGCCUCUGAUCGGCUGCAAAGUUUCUGACUACAUCAUCCAACAUAAACGAGUGGAGGAUCCCUCAGAGGCUGAGGUCUACACAGGUGAGGUUCUGAGCUUGAUGGAUGAUCUGUUCUCCGGCUUGGGUUCGUCCUGUGUUGUUGCCGGGAGGAGGAGCGGAGACCAUCCCCACUCUGUGCUAUAUUCAGUGGUCUUCAAGUGCCUGGAACCCGACAGCCUCUACAAGUUUACUCUCUAUGCAGUGGACAGCCGAGGCAGUCACUCUGAGUCAAGCUUUGUCUCUGUACGAACAUCUUGUCCAGUGGUGGAUGAUAGUCGGGCUGAAGAAAUAGCAGAUAAGGUGUACAACUUGUACAACGGCUACACCAGCGGUAAGGAGCAACAGAUGGCCUACAAUACGCUGAUGGAGAUUCCUCCUCCGCUGCUAUACAGAGUCCAGCACCACUACAACUCCCACUACGAGAAGUUUGGAGACUUCGUCUGGCGGAGCGAGGAUGAGCUGGGCCCCAGAAAAGCCAACCUGAUACUACGCAGGGUGGAGAAGAUCAGCCUCUACUGCCGCUCCCUCCUGCGCAGCACCCACAUCCAGAGCCGCACCGACACCAUGGCGUACGUCUACUGCCGGAGCGAAGAGGGACGACCUCCCAGUAACAUGUGGCACGGCUCUUUACACGACAGUCGCACCAUGUGCAUGGAAAAGCUCAUUUCUGUACAGCGCAACACAUACAGCAACACCAAACUCCGAUGAGACAGGAGUUCAGAGACAGGCAGUGCGUCUUUUCUUUGUCGUCCUGCAAAAUGACAUCAUUGAUUGAUGUACCUCCUCUGUACACUCUGCAGCGAGUGUCUCUCACAUGACUGGUAUAUUUUGAAAGCCAGGAGAGGCCAAAAAAACAAAAAAAAAAAAAAGGAAAAACCCUCCGACAUCACUGGACAUUGUGUUAAAGCUACCGAAAAACAUAUUUUUGUGUGGCCUACUUUUAUUAUAAGACAGAAGAUUCUAAAACAAAAAAUGAAAGAAAACAACUCGACGGAGCGGCUAUAUUUCUCAACUGCAAAAUGCCAGUGAUUGCACAUAUCAGUGAGAAACUGCAGUGUGAACAUGUAAAAUAUCAUUCAGCCAAAAGAAAGCUGGUUGGCUUAAAUCCUUUGAAUGUAAUAUUGUAGUUCCUUUUCGGUGCUUUGACGCUUACCUGGAACAAAAAGAGAGAAAAAAAGGAAAAAUCAAUAGUAUAACUUAUUUGCCUUUACUACUUUCAUUUGAAAGGAGAAACUGAAAUGUGUUAAAGCCAUUUUGAAAUUCACUUACUUGUUUUCAAGUUCACAUUUAUUUAAAAAAAAGAAAAAAGAAAAAAGCUUUGCUUCAGGAAUUUAAAAUCAGUAAGUGAGAACCUAUGUAGUUAGUCUUUUAUGACAUUUGAUAGAUUCAGUUGAAAUAGCAAAAGCUUUGUGUGGCAACAGUAUUGAUAAAUAGGCUUUUCUACCAGCCUGAUGAAAUUAUGCAAAGACAGAGUAGGUGGCAUUUGAACAUUAUAUUCAUUCAUAGCCUUUUAGUUCAGCUUUAAUUUCAGUGCUGAAGUGUAGAAAUCAUUUUGUUAUCUGCCUUUUUAGUACUACAAUAUCCAAAAUUAAUACUGUUAAACAUAUAACAACUAAUUUCAAGGAUUUUUAUGGACCUGAUCUCAGAUUUAUUAUACACCCCAGACAAAGAAUGCUUUUGCCACACUAAAGUAUACAUUUAUGUAAUAUGAUGAGUUUUGGUAUGAGCACACCAACUGUUACUGUAAAAAACAUCAAUCAGAUGUUAUAGUAAGAUUUAAAAUUUCUGCAAGUUCGUAUAAGAUGCUUGGAGUCGGAAUGUUAUUACUGUGCACAAGAAAUCAGUUGACAAGUUCUGCAAGUUAAAAAUAGAUCUGCCAUAAGAUAAAGAUAAGAGGAGCAGUGUUAGACACAAUAUUACAGUCACCAAAUUGUAACAAAUGCUUGAAAAUGAGACCAGAACUAGGACUCAAUAUGUAGUGUGGUUUUGAAAAGUUCCCCUUGCAAAACCGGGAUUUAACGCUCUUUCAUAUCAGUGUACGCUCACAUGGCAAGGAGGAUAAUAAGAGUAAUUUUGAGCACCGCUUUCAGGCAGUCAAACAGUUUCUGUCAAUGCAGCUGUAAACUUGAGGUACUGUACACUGAAUUGUGAGGAGUCAGUGAUUGUAGGGAUCACCAGUGGUCCUUUUAACCCUCUUAUUUUUCAAACUUCAAAGCCAUGGAUAUUGUUUUAACGAAGACAAACAAUGCCUUUUUUUCAAUAUGUUCAUCUCAUGUUAUAUGAAUUGUGAUAAUAAAUUAUUAUAUUGUACAUUUUCAAUUGUAAAAUCAACGAUAUCUGUAUUAUUAUGUGGCUUUGAUUGUCUUUUUCUGAAGAAUGUGAAAUAUUAAAAAUGUAUAGAAAACCAGAAGGCUUUUCUUUCCUCGCUACAACAGCUGUGCAGCAUACCUAUUUGAUUACUACAAGUGGCAAAAUAAUUCCAAUCCCCCCUCAAUAAACAAUGCUUCCCAAAAUUGUUUGCCACAUCUGCAGAUGAAAUGUUUUCCUUGUGUAUUUACUAUUGAUUUUCUGUGAAGUUUUCCCAGUUUUCAUCAUCAUUGGUUAUUUUCCACCUGUUAGUUAUUUUCCUGAUGUGCCACUGUAUGGUUUUAAUUAAAAAAUACUUUACUUUAGAAUCACAAA